AUGGUGGUGGUCAUCGUGCACCUCACCCAGCGAAGCUUCAGCGGGUCCAAAAAGCCGCCAAGCAAGCGCAUCGCGCUGCCGAGCUCGCAGCAGUUCCUUGACAGGAAUAUAGUAUAUAGCUUUAUCGGGUUGCCGACGAAUGACAUCGACACCAACAGCGAGAGCCUCGACAGCGGGCAAACGUGCGGCAUCGACGCGAUCCGUCAGCUAACCUUGGUGGACGACCUCGACACGGGAAAGAACACAUGGGACAGAGUCAUGGGAACAUUGCCAGGGAUCUCAUCGCAUUGCCCCUUCAAAGAGCGCCAGAGGACCUGCACGAAGAAGGAGUUCGUGCGGGGAGUGUACCUCAACUACACCACUAAGGAUGGGGACCCUGCGUAUCCAGCGGAGAUGAUUGAUUUUGCCGGACUCUGGCACAUGGCGGACGGCAGGUGGUCAGACGAUGCCGAGAAUUUCCUGGCGUGGGAGCACUACGGCUCGCACCGCAUCGAGGCCGUUCCUGCCGGUUCACGGGAGGCCGCGGGUGGCGCGGCCUUCAGAAUUGUCACGUCCGAUCUCGGAAGUCUGGACGUCCGCCCAGGCUUCUCGCGCGUCGGGGCCGAUAUGUUUUUCAACGGGGCGGGGGAGCCGACGAUGAUUCGCACGCCAGACGGUCAGGACGUCUGGAGGGCAAAGGCGGAGUCAGCGACGUGGCAGUAUUGGAAAUUCGUAUUUCGCUCCUCGCUCUUCCUCAAGGUCACGCUCGUGGACCACCUCUGGGCCACGCACUUCACGGCGGCCAACUCCAUGGCCGCGGCGGCGCGGGAGUCGUUGAGCCCCACUCAUCCGUUGAGGCGUUUGUUGACCAUGUUCACGUUCAACACGAUCCAAGUCAACUCCAAUGCGUUCCACCAGCUGCUGGGUCCGGACGCCCUUCUCCAGCGAAGCACACCUUUUUAUGAUUUCCGCGAGGUCUCGCUGCUCGCAGAGGUCGCCAUCACUCCGCUGACGAAGUCCUUCGGGUUCUUCCUGGACGAGACGGUCAGGAGUGCCAUGCCCGCCCGAGUCCAGGAGACGCCCUACGCUCAGGAUGGUCAGCUCAUCUUUGACGCGCUGCAGGACUUCGUGGCGAGCUGGUUUGACCUCUAUGGUGGCCGUUGGUGCUCAGGCGGUGCCGUCUCGGACCCAGCGAUGCUGUUGUUCUUCGAGCGCGUGCAGGCGUGGUCGAUGUAUCAGCAGCACGCGGAGGUGGAUGCGUCAUUCUUGGGACUACGCGAUGGGGACGGGGGCCUCCAGUGUGCGGGGCUGCAGAAGUGGCUAACCAUGCUGUUUUUCCAGGUCACCGGCUACCACCGUCACGUGGGGACAGUGGCCGACAGCGCCGCGGACCCAGACUUCGCGGGCUUCUCGUGGGCGGAGGGCAGGGCAUACACGCCGCCGCGGCAGGCCAUCCAGCUUUCGCUCAUCUCGGCAACAACCUCAACCGUUUGGCCAAAGCUCAACCAGGAUUACACCCACUUGGCGCAGGGGAUAGAGAAGUCGGCGGAGGCCGUGCAGAUCUUUCAGACGUUCCGUGUGAAGCUGGAGGAUAUCGCAAAGACCAUCGACGCUCGGAACAAGGAACGGCCCAUCCCGUACAUGCAGAUGCACCCGGACCACGUCGAGUGUUCGGUGGCCGUCUGA
Molecule: messenger RNA, 1665 nt
Organism: Prorocentrum cordatum
Lineage: Eukaryota; Dinophyceae; Prorocentrales; Prorocentraceae
Source: the annotation of a GenBank genome assembly